Molecule: messenger RNA, 733 nt
Organism: Argiope bruennichi
Lineage: Eukaryota; Metazoa; Arthropoda; Arachnida; Araneae; Araneidae
Exons: 5
Coding region: 127-594 (155 amino acids)
Cellular component (GO): mitochondrion; cytoplasm
Molecular function (GO): hydrolase activity
Source: RefSeq, a predicted model, not a curated record
UGUCUUUCGAAAAAAUUAGCUCUGUGUGUAACGUUGGCCGUGCAGAAAAAGUAUAUCUAAAAAAAAAAAGGAGGGGAAAGAAUACUUAAGUGCUGCAAUGAAGUGAUUGCUUUUUUCUGUAAUAAAAUGAAGACAAAUAUUUUAUUUGCUCAAAAGUUAUUAAUAUGGAACGCUUGUCGAAACUUGUUUGUUAGAACCAUGUGUUCUGCUGAAAGCGAAGUUUCAAAAGCUGUAAAAGCUUCAAAAACAUCUUUUAAGCCCACAAUUUUUUCCAAAAUUUUAGAUAAAAGUAUACCUGCUGAUAUCUUAUAUGAAGAUGACAAGUGCAUGGCUUUUCGAGAUAUUACACCACAGGCUCCAAAGCACUUUCUGGUUAUUCCCCGAAAACUGAUUCCAUCUUUGAGUGAUGCUUCUCCGGGAGAUACAGAGCUGUUAGGCCAUCUUCUUCAAGUUGCAAAACAGGUAGCAGUUCAAGAAAAACUUGAAAAUGGUUACAGAUUAGUCAUUAACAAUGGUCCUGAUGGAGCUCAGUCAGUUUAUCAUUUACACGUCCAUGUUUUGGGAGGAAGACAGAUGUUAUGGCCUCCUGGAUAGAAGAUGCAUUUUCAAUCAAAAAUAUUGAAUUUCAAAAAUGAUUCAUUAAUUGCAAUUUUUUGAUAAGUGUGCAAUAAUUUGUUUAUUAUAUGUAAUUAGUUACAUUUAUAAGAUUUUGAAUAAACUGUUAACUUCUAAA